Danio aesculapii is the source of this 4823-nucleotide messenger RNA. RefSeq names its product kinesin family member 5A, a (gene kif5aa). Lineage: Eukaryota; Metazoa; Chordata; Actinopteri; Cypriniformes; Danionidae. The coding region runs from base 408 to 3509 and encodes 1033 amino acids. Gene Ontology annotation, biological process: microtubule-based movement. Gene Ontology annotation, molecular function: microtubule motor activity; microtubule binding; ATP binding. The transcript has 29 exons. The record is from RefSeq and is a predicted model, not a curated record.
GAAUAACAGCGACGUGGAAACUCGGGUGAAUGUGUUUAGGUGAAAUCAGACAGUGAGGAAGGCGAAAACAUCCGUUUGCUGCGCUGAAGCCCCGCCCAGCAGUGUCCAGCGGCCACGCCCUGCUCCGCAUCCCUCCUGACAACAGCAGCAGCAUCAGCAGCAGCAUCAGCAUCCUCCUCCUUCACAACACACAUUUAGCCCAGGACAACGCAAUAAAAGCUGCAUUAAUAACAGCAUCGUCAACUCGACGGGUCUUUCUCUCCAGCAUCCUCGCCCGUUUCUCCGAGCAGACGCCAUUUGCUCGCUCGACUUCAGACCCGACCGCUGUGCUCCGCGUAUUCUGCUCUGCUAUAAACAGCGCUUCUGCUUCCAGAUAAAGCUAUAGAUAUAUUAUAUCCUACAUCAUCAUGACGGACGCCGCCGCGGAGUGUAACAUUAAAGUGCUCUGCCGCUUUCGGCCGCUGAACCAGGCCGAGAUCCUGCGCGGGGACAAAUUCCUGCCCACCUUCCAAGGGGACGACACGGUCAUCAUCGGGGGAAAGUCCUACGCAUUCGACCGCGUGUUUCCCACCAACACCACUCAGGAGCAGGUCUACAACACCUGUGCCAAGCAGAUCGUCAAAGAUGUGCUGGGGGGCUACAACGGCACCAUCUUUGCCUAUGGACAGACCUCCUCUGGAAAGACUCACACCAUGGAGGGAAACCUUCACGACCCGCAGCAGAUGGGCAUCAUUCCCCGCAUCGCGGAGGACAUCUUCAACCACAUCUUCUCCAUGGAUGAAAACCUGGAGUUCCACAUCAAGGUCUCCUACUUCGAGAUCUACAUGGAGAAAAUCCGCGAUCUUCUGGACGUCACAAAGACCAACUUGUCUGUGCAUGAGGACAAGAACCGCGUCCCGUACGUGAAGGGCUGCACCGAGCGCUUCGUCUCCAGUCCUGAAGAGGUGAUGGACGUCAUCGAUGAGGGAAAGUCCAAUCGACACGUCGCCGUCACCAACAUGAAUGAGCACAGCUCUCGCAGUCACAGCAUCUUCCUGAUCAACAUUAAGCAGGAGCAUGUGGAGACCGAGCAGAAGCUCUGUGGGAAACUCUACCUGGUGGAUCUGGCCGGCAGCGAGAAGGUCAGUAAGACGGGAGCAGCGGGAGCCGUUCUGGAUGAAGCCAAGAACAUCAAUAAGUCUCUGUCUGCGCUGGGAAACGUCAUCUCUGCUCUCGCUGAAGGAACUAAAUCCCACGUGCCGUACCGCGACAGUAAGAUGACCAGGAUCCUGCAGGACUCUCUGGGGGGAAACUGCAGGACCACCAUGUUCAUCUGCUGUUCUCCCUCCAGCUAUAACGACGCCGAGACCAAAUCCACGCUGAUGUUCGGCCAGCGUGCUAAGACCAUCAAGAACACGGCCUCCAUUAACCUGGAGCUGACAGCCGAGCAGUGGAAGAGGAAAUACGAGAAGGAGAAGGAGAAGAACAAGAGUCUGCGGGACUCCAUGCAGAGGCUGGAGCUGGAGCUGCGGCGCUGGCGCAACGGAGAGAAGGUUCCAGAGACGGAGCAGACCGAUGCUGAUGUGGUGAAACUGGACGUCAGUGAAGAGCCGUCUCUGGAUAAUGAGAAAUCCUGCGAGCGCCAGCGGGAGCGAGAGCGAGACUCGGACACCUCCUCUAUCGUGGUGCGCAUCUCGGAGGAAGAGCGGCAGAAAUAUGAGGAAGAGAUCCGCAAACUCUACCGCCAGCUGGACGACAAGGACGAUGAGAUCAAUCUCCAGUGUCAGCUGGUGGAGAAGCUGAAGGAGCAGAUUCUGGAUCAGGACGAGCUGCUGGCCUCCACCCGCGGCGACAGUGAUAAGGUGCAGACGGAGCUGGGUCGCCUGCAGACGGAGAGCGAGAGCGCCAAGGCGGAGGUGCGGGAGGUGCUGCAGGCGCUGGAGGAGCUGGCCGUCAACUACGACCAGAAGAGCCAGGAGGUGGAGGAGAAGAGCCUGCACAACAAACAGCUGGCGGAGCAGCUCAGCCACAAGAUGGCCAACCUGAUGGAGCUGGAGGCGGAGCUGGCGCAGAUGCAGGAAGUGAGCUCACAGCAGAGGAAGCGCAUCGCUGACGUGUUGAACGGCCUGAUGAAGGAUCUGAGCGAGUUCAGCAGCAUCGUCGGAAACGGAGAAAUCAAGCUGCCGGUGGAGAUCAGCGGUGCGAUCGAGGAGGAGUUCACCGUGGCGCGUCUCUACAUCAGUAAGAUUAAAUCGGAGGUGAAGUCGAUGGUGAAGCGCUGCCGGCAGCUGGAGAACAUGCAGCUGGAGUGCCAUCGCAAGAUGGAGGAGACCAGCCGAGAGCUGUCAUCAUGCCAACUGCUCAUCUCACAGCACGAGGCAAAGAUCCGCUCCCUCACAGAAUACAUGCAGAACGUGGAGCAGAAGAAGAGACAGCUGGAGGAUAAUUAUGAUGCUCUCAGUGAGGAACUGUACAUGCUGCAGAACUCAGAGAGUCAUGUGGCAGAGCUGGAUGGACGAGAGAAGGCGGACAGAGAGGCUGAUGGGAAAAAGGCCGCUGUUCGUCCAGCUCUGCAUGCGGAGUCUCGUCAGACGCAGCUCAGCCGCCUGCGGGACGAAAUUAACGAGAAGCAGAGACUCAUCGACGAGCUCACAGAUAAGAACCAGGCUCUGGAGCUGGAGCUGGCUCACGUGCGCUCCAGUUUCAGCAAUCUGAAGCUGCAGGAUGACAGCAAGAGCGCCUGUCUGGAGCAGAUGUCGUUUCAGCAGGAGAGACACGAGCAGUCCAAGCAGGAUCUCAAGGGCCUUGAGGAGACUGUUGCCCGGGAACUCCAGACCCUCCACAACCUGCGCAAGCUGUUCGUUCAAGACCUCACGACUCGGGUUAAAAAAAGUUCAGAAAUUGGACCUGAUGAUAGUGGGGGGUCUAACACCCAGAAGCAGAAGAUUUCCUUUCUUGAGAACAACCUGGAUCAGCUUACAAAGGUUCAUAAACAGCUGGUACGUGAUAAUGCAGAUCUCCGCUGUGAGCUUCCGAAGCUGGAGAAACGUCUUCGUUCUACGGCUGAGCGGGUUCGGGCGCUGGAGACAGCACUGAAGGACGCCAAACAGGGCGCGAUGAACGACCGGCGCCGGUACCAGCAGGAGGUGGAGCGCAUCCGGGACGCCAUGAGGCUGCGUUACCCACUGCGCCGCCCAAACGCCGCUCAGAUCGCUAAGCCAGUGAGACCCGGGCAUCAUGUCACCGCCACAUCGCCCACCAGCUUCUCCUCCACACGCGCAAGCAAACCGGCCACGUCUUACAGCAACGCCCGAUUCCUGCAGGACGAGAAGAUGGAGAACAGCCCGAAGACCAACACUGUUGGAUACAGCACUGUGAGAUCCAUAGACAUACUGAGCUCCUGUCCGCUCGAUGUGGAGAACGGAAAUAGCACAGAUAUUAAUGAUAACAGGAGUGAUGUUCACUGCGGCAGCAUGGUGGACGAUGCUUCUCGAGUGUACAUCAUGCAGCAGGAGACUGCAGCCAGUUAAUCAUUUAAUAUUCCCCAGUGGUCUGCAUGCAGCCGGUCAGCCUUCUCCAUCUUCGUAAAGCUUUGGUUCUAGAUCUCUUGGCUCUGUACUGUCUUCUAUUGUAUGAAAUAAUCCUCUAUUCCUCAUGCAGAGUCACAUCACGUAUCCCAUCUCACGUAUCUCACUGUUGCAUGUUUGUCUGUUUAGUCAGAAAUCAGCCCAUAGACUGUAAAUGAACCCUCACCUACAGUAGAUACCCGAAUACACACAUCUGUAAUGCUUGCAUAUUAUAAUACAGGAGAGAACUAGAAAUAAUAACUUCCCUUUAGUCUUGCUGAGCCUUAAAGACGGACGGAUCAAUGUUGUAAGUGUGUGUGUUCAGGAAUACACACUUCUAGAUCUGCAAAACCUGCUUUUCUUGCUGAGAGUUUUUGUCUAGUGCACAUAUCUAGAAAUCCUCAAAUCAAGAAGCAUUUUGGAGACUAGUAUUGUCUUGUUUACAGAAAUAAUGAGUCAAAAUUAAACAUGUUUGUCCUUCUAAUAAUCUGCCAAUACAGUCAGCGAAAUAAUGACAUAUUAAACAGAAGUAGAUUAUUUUUCUCACUCCAGUGGCAGGUUAUUUUGCUUGUUUGAAUGAGAAACUCUCUUCAUUUUGACUCAUUAUUUCUGAAAACAUGUCUAUAAUAUGUGCAUGUCUUGAAAAUGCUGACUGAUUUAAGAGUUUCUUAAUAUUUGUACACUAACUCUACGUGAGAGAAGCAUUUCGGUGGUGUAGACUCUAUAUAACAGUGGUGUCAUUGUGUAGAUUUUGAUAAUAUUAUAUUCCAGUACUGACUACCUCCAAUCGUGAAAGAUUUUCAGUAACUAUGAUUUGCUUUGUGUUCAUUUUUCCAUCAACAGAUGAUUAGAAUGAGAGAAUAAUAAUACUGUAUGUGGAGAGAGCACAUCGUUUUACAUGUACACUGGUGAAGCACCGCAUUUAUUUUUCUGCCAAAGGUCUGAAUGUUCACCGCUUCCGAAUUCUCCCGCUUAAAUCCUGAUCAGCCAAUCAGGAGGGCAGAAAGAGGAGCGAGCGUGGUCAUGUGAUCUGCAAUCAGAUUUUGAGUUCUCCUUCAGGAUGUCUUUACACUUUCAUGCUUAGCAAGACAAUGAUCGAGUGUGUGUGAACUGAUCGAGUUACAGCGCUGAAUCCUGUUUCUUCCCCAAUCAUAACUAUUAGAGGGAAAAUAUUUCUGAAGCCCAUGAAGAGAGUUUGUGCAAUAGCGCAGCAGAUUUACCCUAAAUAUCUUUACUGAAGGUUGUUUUAUGUGAUAUAUGUACAGUGUGCUAGUUUGC